Messenger RNA from Hevea brasiliensis (rubber tree), 3544 nucleotides. RefSeq names its product disease resistance protein TAO1-like. The transcript has 8 exons. Lineage: Eukaryota; Viridiplantae; Streptophyta; Magnoliopsida; Malpighiales; Euphorbiaceae. The record is from RefSeq and is a predicted model, not a curated record. Bases 1835 to 2890 code for a protein of 351 amino acids. Gene Ontology annotation, molecular function: protein binding.
UACUAGGUUUGUUCUGAUAACAGUUCUAUAUUUUUAUGCCAGAAUGCUUGAUAUGUUUAUUUCUUUCCAUAAAGUAACUUUUUUUUUUGUGGGAUCAUUUAAAACCUGGAUUAUUUUGACAUCAUUGGUACACCAAUGGACUUUGGAACAAUAUGCAGAAAUCUUGAAAAAGAUGAUAAAUUUAUGAACUCAGAGGAUGCUUAUAAAGAUAUUCAAUUCAUUUGGGACAACUGUUAUAACUAUAAUAGUAAAGGUGACUAUAUAUUGACCUCAUGAGAAGGGUGAAGAAGAAUUUUAUGAAGUAUUGGACUGCAGCUGGUUUAUCACUAAGCAAUCAAGAGGUUCCAGUGGUAUGUGUUUUAUGGUUGUGUCCUUUCUCAAUCAAAUCAUUUUUAUUUGUCUGGUAAGGCUCAUUUGGUAAACUUGUCUUUCUUUUUUUUUUCCCAUUGUAUUCAAAAUAACCAAAAGAAAAAGCAAAAUGAACCAAUCAUUUUUAUCAUUUUGACACUAAUAUAGCCUUUUAUUGGUUGGCAUGUGGAAACAUAGCCACCAUACGAGUACUAGGUCUUACUUAUCCUAGGUCUUUUUUUAUUAUUAUAAAUUAUAGCUUCAAAAAUGGAGGAAUAGCUAUUAUUUUAGUACUUGAUAACAAUAUAAAAAAAUAAAUUUCAGUGCUUUUGGCAAUAUAUCAGUACUUUCCUUUUUUUUUUAAUGAAAAUAUAUCAGUACUUUUAAUCUUACUAAUUCAGGUCAAAUUUUCCUUCAUCAUUUUUCAUUUAAAAUUAUCAUUAGCUUACUUACAUGGGUCUUAAGCAGGAGUUACUGGGGCCAAACUAUGCCAAGAAAUAACUAAUGUAGCAGGGCAUCCAUUUCCUGAAAUAUAUAUGGCUACAAAUCAGAUGAGCCAUUGCCAUAAGAUUUUUAGUGCCAAAUCAUAUGUGGUACCAGAGGUAGACUUCAUGAUUGCUACCACAAAGUAACCGUUCUUUCAUCCCAAAACAUCUUAAGUACACCCUGAUUCAUUCUGAUCCUUUAUCAAUUGGUGCUGAAGCCCCUCAAGGGGAGGACAUUGGAGCAUCAAGUCAAGGACAUGGUAAAAGCGGUCAAUCGAAACAGAAGACAAAAAAUGUCAUGAAAGGCAUCAUAAACUUGAUUGCCUUGCUAAAGGUCAGAUUGGAUGCGCUGAUAACAAACUUGCUCAGGAGUUAAAGCAAGAGAGAAUAACUAAAGUUAGUAGAUCAAACAUGGAGUAUGGCUGCUCUGUCAAGGAAGAAUUGGGAAUUACUAUGCAAAGGGAUCAGCAUAACCUACCAGAUUUUGAAAAUGAGUUCGCAAACGCAAAGUUCUGUGUUAUCAAAUCUUACAAUUGAAGAUGACAAUCAUAAGAGCAUUAAAUAUGAUGUAUGGGCAAGCACUCCAAAUGGCAAUAAUAAGCUAGGUGCAGCAUUCCGUGAUGCAGAACGAAGAUCAGGUUAAUGGAAGUGGACAAUUUGUUGAGAUGGUUGGGCAGAGACACUCAAGAGUUCACUUCUCUUGAAAGAUUGGACCAAUUUGAGGAGGAUGAGGACCAAAAUGCCUUAUUUCACUUCUCUACUGACCAUGACAAGGAGGGGAAAAUUAAGUGUGCGGUUCAUCCAAUAUAACAACUUGAGAUUAAUGAGGAAGGCGUUCAAAGAUUGGAACAAAAUGAUGUGGAUGAAGACCAAAAUGACUUUUUGAAUCAUAAGGGAGAGGAACCACACCUCCUCUAACAAAUUCAAAAUCUCUAUCGCUUCCUUGUUGCCUAUGCUAACCAAACUCAAAAUGACAACAGCCUCUUGGAAAUUUAAAAUUAAUGGACCUCAGCUACUCUCACCGCCUGAUCAGGAUUCCGAACUUGUCAGGUAUUGCCCCAAAUCUCGAGUUUUUAUAUUUGUAUGAGUGUAAGAGUUUAAUUGAAAUUCCCUCUCUUCAAAAUCUAAGUAAUCUUGUAGAACUUCAUAUGCGCUGUAGCAAACUUAUACAACUGUGGAAUGGAGGAGAUAAGAUAGAGCCUCUUGGAAAUUUUAAAUUAAUGGACCUCAGCUACUCUCAUGACCUGAUGAGGAUUCCGGACUUGUCUAGUAUUGCCCCAAAUAUCGAGUUUUUAUCUUUGAAAAGAUGUUAUAGUUUGGUUGAAAUUCCCUCUCUUAAAAAUCUGAGCAAUCUUACUGAACUUGAUCUAUGUGAAUGCUAUAAAGUCAAAGAUUGUCCAGAGAUUCCGUGUAAUAUAAAGAUUCUAACUUUAGAUUACACUGGAAUAGAACAACUGCCCUCAUCAAUUAAGCAUCUGUCCCAACUUGUCACAUUGUCCUUGAACGAGUGUACAGAACUCGUGAGUCUUCCAAGCAGCAUUGGCUAUUUGAAACGUCUUGAACAACUUAAUUUAGUUGGAUGUUCAAGACUCAUGACUAUUCCAAGCAGCAUUGGCAAUUUGAAACGUCUUGAAGAGCUUCAUCUCGGUGGAUGUUCAAGACUCGUGACUAUUCCAAGCAGCAUAGGCGAGUUGAAAUGUCUUGAAAAAUUACUUCUCUUUAGAUGCUCAAAUUUAGCAAGUCUUCCAAAAAGCAUCAAACAACUUUCGAAGUUGAAACAGCUUGAUUUAAGCAUUUGCGAGAGUCUUAAAAUUUUACCAGAGCUUCCAUCAUGCUUAGAAUGCUUAGUUGCAGGUAAUUGCCCCUCUCUGGAAUCUGCAUUAAUUUCUUUCCAUUUCUCAGAACAAGAAGAUGAAAAUGAAGAAGCAGAUAAGAGUGAAGAUGAAAAUGAAGUGUUAUGGAAAGUCAAUCACUAUGUUAUGGAAAGUCAAUCAAUAUAUUAUUUCUCUGUAUAUUUUGUAUUUAGGAUUUCUUAUUUAGGAUUUCUUCCUAAUUAGUAGAACACAAUUAUAGGAAUCAAUUGUAUAUAUAUACCCAUGUACAGAUUAAUUGAAAUCAAUGAGAAUCAUCUCUUUCUACAUGGUAUCAGAGCAGGUCAUCAAUCUAGGGUGACUAUUUGUUCUCACUACCCAGCUCAGGAGAGACCUUGGCCGCCGACCGGCCGUUUCAACCCCGAUCAACAUCGCCGGCGUCGCCUCAACCCCCUCACCUGAUCCAGUAAACCAUUAAAGGACUUCUGAGGUUUGGCUCUCAAAUCCUACUUCGGUAUUUGCUUGAUUUGUGAUUUUGGGUUAUUUUGUUGCUAUAAGCACUUUGGAUUAGCGUUUCGGUCAGUUUUCUUUGUCUCAACAAAUGGCAGACAAUAAGAAUAUUAUUUCUGAUGUGAUUCCGGUGACGACUAAGAUCACGGAACACAAACUUAAUGGUUCGAAUUACCUGGAGUGGAGUAAGACUGUUAGGGUCUAUUUGCGUAGCAUUGAUAAGGAUGAUCACCUUACUAAAGAUCCACCCACUGAUGAUACAUGACAAACUUGGCUAAGGGACGAUGCUCGGUUGUUUUUACAGCUUUGGAACUCGAUUCAUAGUGAGGUAAUUAAUUUAAUUAAUCACUGUGAAUUUGUUAAGGAAUUGAUGGAUUACUUAGAUUUUCU